Molecule: messenger RNA, 651 nt
Organism: Prorocentrum cordatum
Lineage: Eukaryota; Dinophyceae; Prorocentrales; Prorocentraceae
Source: the annotation of a GenBank genome assembly
AGGCUUGCGCCCGCGCCCCUGCUGCGGCUGUCGGCCACCACCGCCGUCGCGCCCGCGGCCGAGCGUCGUCCACCCGCCGAGCCUGCGCGCUGGCCGUCCGCGGAGCCCGUCGUGGUGGGAAGGGUGCCUGCAGGCCCUCAGGACGUUGGGAGCCUGCACCAGCGGACGCGCGCCAGCUUCCUGGCCGCGGGGCUGACCGAGAGUAUGGUGCAGGACGUGCGCGCCGACAUGGUCUGGACGGACCCUUCCGGAAGGUCUUACAGCGCGUCGGAGGUGCGGGCAGCAUUCCCCGACGGGCCGAGCUCUUUUCCGGCGAGCAUGUUCCCGAUGACGCUGACCAUGAAGUUUGUAGCAGCUGCGACGACAGCGUCUCAUCCAGCGGAACCACUGUCCGAGGACAAGGUGGGCACUUCGGUGCCGCGGCACACCAUGUCGAAGCGCUUUUGGGCGAUGAUCUGGUGGUCCGUGGUGUUCGUUCCGAUGGUGGGGCCAGCGCUGAUCUACGCACAGCUCAGACGGCUCGCGUCCCGGCUGGCGGGCGCCCUGAGCCGCGCGGCCCCGCGGCGGGCGCGGCGCGCCGUGGCCUCAGUUCUUGUGACGUUUCGCACACACCGCGAACGCCCCAGACCGCCUGCGCCCUGAAGGGCGCAC